AUGGAUGCCUUGCAUUAUGAUCCGAUGGCUAUGGAUGGGGAGCCGGAGCAGCCCCAGGUCAAGAUUUCAGCGGCCGAUAGCACACGCGUAGACUUCGAGCUCUCAAGAACGAAUCUGCCGUUCGCCAACGCCCUGCGACGAAUCAUCCAGGCAGAAGUGCCGACAAUCGCCAUCGACUUGGUUGAAAUCGAGGUCAACAGCUCGGUCUUGGCCGACGAGUUCAUCGCACAUCGACUUGGCCUCAUUCCUCUCGACUCCAAGGGCGUCAACGAGCUCAAUUAUUCCCGUGACUGCGACUGCGAACAGUACUGCGAGCAAUGCAGCGUCAGCCUUACGCUGCACGCAAAGUGCACAAGCGACGAAAUCAUGAAGGUCUACGCUAGGGAUCUUGUUGCUGAUGGACGUCAUGCGAACUCGGUUGGAACUCCCAUCAUUACCGAUCCGGAAGGUCUGGGAUGCUUGAUUGCCAAGUUGCGGAAAGACCAGGAGCUCAAGAUUACGUGCAUUGCGAAGAAGGGCAUUGCCAAGGAGCACGCAAAGUGGAUGCCAACGUCGGCUGUUGGCUUCGAGUACGACCCUCACAACAAGCUUCAUCAUCUCGACAUGUGGUUUGAAAACAAUACCGACCCGGAGAAGGAAUGGCCUAAGAGCAAAUAUGCUCAAUGGGAGGAACCCCUCCAAGAGGGUGAGCCCUUCGACUAUGACGCAGUGCCGAAUCGAUUCUACUUCGAAGUUGAGGCGUCAGGAACCAUGGAACCAGAUUUGAUUAUCCAAGGAGGCAUUCGAGUUUUGCAGCAAAAGAUUGGAGGGUUAUUAAAGGGACUCGACCCCAGGAAAUACGGCGGCGACGAUGCCGACAUGGACGGCCCCCGAAGCCCCGAUAUGAACAUGGACGGCGGCACUACGCCGUGGCAAGAUGGUGGAUACACAACUCCUUACGGAAACAACACGGCGUAUGGAGGUGGAAACACUGCCUACGGAGGAGGACCUUAUAGCCAAGGCAGCUCUUGGCAGUAA
This is a messenger RNA of Trichoderma virens Gv29-8, 1017 nucleotides long. RefSeq lists its product as uncharacterized. The transcript is spliced from 4 exons. NCBI's taxonomy places the organism in Eukaryota, Fungi, Ascomycota, Sordariomycetes, Hypocreales, Hypocreaceae. The coding region runs from base 1 to 1017 and encodes 338 amino acids. Gene Ontology annotation, cellular component: RNA polymerase II, core complex. Gene Ontology annotation, molecular function: DNA-directed RNA polymerase activity; protein dimerization activity; DNA binding. Gene Ontology annotation, biological process: DNA-templated transcription. The record is from RefSeq and is a predicted model, not a curated record.